CUUCUAUGCUUCACUAAGUUCAUGACCGCCUGCUGCCAAGACCAACCCCAGAAAAUGUGGACGAAGAAGCUCCGGAUUUUAACAUCCUUCCCAGUAGCGCUAUUGAGAAGGGAAGUAACGACGUUUUCUGUUUCGCCGUCCCAAUUGGAUUUUCCUGUUUCUUCUUCAAUUUCUCCACAAGUAGAUCAAUUUCCUCAACGUUAUUUUGUUCGAAACAAUCUGGACUUUUCUGGAAGAUUCCAUUUCUGUUCCGAAGCUGCUCAGAAGCUUACUUGCUGGAAUUGCAAUGCUGUUUCCUCAACUACGACGCCGUUUCUGGUUUGCAAUGCUUGUGGCAGCGUCCAGCCUGUCGAUCAAUCUGUUGAUUAUUUCCACAUUUUUGGAUUGGAGAAGAAGUAUGGAAUUGAGGGGGAGAAUCUAGAGCGCAAGUACAAAGACUGGCAGAGGAAGCUACAUCCAGACUUGGUUCAUACGAAAUCCGAGAAAGAAAGGGAGUAUGCUGCUGCACAGUCUGCUCGUGUAAUCGAUGCAUAUCGCACGCUAACUGACCCAUUGUCAAGGGCAAUAUACAUUCUGAAGUUGGAAGGCGUGCAUGUGGAUGAAGAGGAAAGGAUUGAUGACCUAGAGUUGCUUGCUGAGGCUGCAACUUCUCUGUUUCUUCUUCUGAUUAUGGAACUCAGAGAAACAGUUGAAGAGGCUGCUAACACUCAGGCACUGAAACAAAUUCAGGGGGAGCUCUACUUCAUUGGUCUGCAGAUACAGGGAAAGUUCGAACAAUCAUCCAUCUCUUUUGCUAACGCCUUACAAAAAAGGAAGUAUGAAGAAGCUGUGGCGGCUACACAAAGGAUGACUUACUACAAGCGUGCAAAUGAAGAGAUUGUGAAGAAGCUCUAGUCCAGGAGCAUGAAGCUGUGGUUUGGCCGUGGAGAUGCAAUUGGGCCCGAUCAGAUGAACCCCGAGUACAUGGGUAAGUCAGAAGACAAUAAACAGUUGAUCUAAUGGAGUUGGGUUCGCUUGCUGUGGUGAAUCUGGCACCUGCCGUUCCUUCCAAUAUAAGCCCAAAUUCUACACUGUUUAUCCACAAAAUAAUUGCCAGGAGCGACACCAGCAGUGUGUAUACAUCAUUUCUCUGUCAUUGAUUGAUGAUUCUGGUGGAUUUGACCUUAACGUUAUCAUUUGUAUGAAAUGUAAACAGAAUAAAAGUAUGUCGAAAGUGAUAGUUUGAAGUGUUGCAUUUGAACAGAAAGGAUGUUCCUGAGAGUGGUUGGAGUUGUGUUGAGGAUCUCUAUCAACUCCAUUUUUAAAGACUCAAGGUUGCUUCUAUUAGUUUUCUUCCAAUAUUUUCGUGAUUGAACCUUGACAAAUCAGUAUGUCAUCUCCUCUUAUGUUAACAGUU
Messenger RNA from Nicotiana tabacum (common tobacco), 1396 nucleotides. The record is from RefSeq and is a predicted model, not a curated record. Lineage: Eukaryota; Viridiplantae; Streptophyta; Magnoliopsida; Solanales; Solanaceae.